Corylus avellana is the source of this 2772-nucleotide messenger RNA. RefSeq names its product methionine-tRNA ligase, putative / methionyl-tRNA synthetase, putative / MetRS. Gene Ontology annotation, molecular function: ATP binding; methionine-tRNA ligase activity; tRNA binding. Lineage: Eukaryota; Viridiplantae; Streptophyta; Magnoliopsida; Fagales; Betulaceae. Gene Ontology annotation, biological process: methionyl-tRNA aminoacylation. The record is from RefSeq and is a predicted model, not a curated record. Gene Ontology annotation, cellular component: aminoacyl-tRNA synthetase multienzyme complex; cytosol.
AUCAGGGUUUCAUACUAAUUUCCUCUCUUCCCACGCCGCACCACCUCCCUCUCUCUCUCUCUGUGUCUUAAACCCUCUGGAAUAUCUUGAGGGCGAGCAGAGAAAAAGAAGAGUGGGAAGUAAAUGGGAGAUGCCAGGAACGACGUCGCAGGGGAGCGGAAGGCCCAGAAGCUUCCGAUCGAAGGCAAGCGGAACAUCCUCAUCACCAGCGCCUUGCCUUACGUCAACAACGUCCCACAUCUCGGCAACAUCAUCGGCUGUGUGCUGAGUGCUGAUGUGUUUGCUCGGUACUGCCGGCUUCGGGGCUACAAUGCGAUAUACAUGUGUGGAACAGAUGAGUACGGAACGGCCACAGAAACCAAGGCCAUGGAAGAGAAUUGCACGCCUAAAGAGAUUUGCGACAAAUACCAUGCGAUUCAUAAGGAAGUCUAUGAUUGGUUCAAUAUAAGUUUUGAUAACUUUGGACGUACGUCAACCCCACAGCAGACUGAAGUUUGCCAAGCAAUUUUUAAGAAACUGUUGGAGAAUAAUUGGCUUACUGAGAACACAAUGCAGCAACUUUACUGUGAUACAUGCAAAAGGUUCUUAGCUGACCGGCUUGUGGAGGGUAUUUGCCCAAAUGAGGGGUGUGAUUACAAGUCUGCACGAGGUGAUCAAUGUGAAAAGUGCAGUAGGCUUUUGAAUCCAACAGAAUUGAAAGAUCCUAGGUGCAAGGUCUGUCAGAAAACACCACGCAUUCGUGAUACAAAUCACUUGUUUCUUGAACUACCUUUGCUGAAGGACAAAUUGGAGGAAUACAUCAACAAAAUGUCUGUGGCUGGAUCUUGGAGCCAGAAUGCUAUUCAUGCAACAUAUGCAUGGCUUAAAGAAGGGCUGAAAUCACGAUGUAUUACCAGGGACCUGAAGUGGGGAGUUCCAGUUCCACAUGAGAAUUUUAGUGACAAGGUUUUCUAUGUCUGGUUUGAUGCCCCUAUAGGAUAUGUCUCCAUCACUUCUUGCUACACACCUGAGUGGGAGAAAUGGUGGAAGAAUCCUGAAAAUGUGGAGCUGUAUCAGUUUAUGGGCAAGGAUAAUGUGCCGUUCCACACUGUGAUGUUUCCAUCUACGCUUCUUGGAACUGGUGAAAACUGGACUUUAAUGAAGACCAUCAGUGUCACUGAAUACUUGAACUAUGAAGCAGGAAAGUUUUCUAAGAGUAAAGGUAUUGGAGUUUUUGGCAAUGAUGCAAAAGAUACAAACAUUCCUGUGGAAGUAUGGAGAUAUUACUUGCUAAAUAAUAGGCCUGAGGUAUCGGACACAUUAUUUACGUGGACUGAUUUGCAAGCAAAAUUAAACAGCGAGUUGCUAAGUAACUUGGGCAACUUUAUAAAUCGAGUUUUGAGUUUCAUUGCUAAACCUCCAGGUCAAGGAUAUGGUUCCAUUAUUCCUGAGCCUUCAGAUGCUGACCCAGAUCCGUUGAAACAUGAACCAACAAAGAAAUUGGUUGGUAGCAUUGUUGAGUAUGUGGAGCAAUAUGUAGAAGCCAUGGAAAAGGUUAAACUAAAGCAAGGACUGAAAACUGCAAUGAGCAUUUCUGGUGAGGGGAAUGCAUAUCUGCAAGAAAGCCAAUUCUGGAAACUUUACAAGGAAGACCAACCUUCCUGUUCUCUCGUUAUAAGAACUUCGGCAGGGCUCGUAUAUCUACUUGCAUGUUUGCUAGAACCUUUUAUGCCUUCUUUCUCUCUUGAGGUUCUUAAGCAGCUCAAUUUGCCUCCUGAAGUUCCAUUUUCACUUGAAAAAGGAGAUAUUGAUAGGGCAAGCAGACCUUGGGAGAUCCUGCCAGCUGGUCAUAAAAUUGGGACACCAGAGCCACUGUUCAAAGAAUUGAAAGAUGAAGAAGUAGAAUUUUUCAGAGAGAAGUUUGCAGGAAGUCAAGCUGAUAGGAUCGUAAGGGCAGAAGCGGAAGCAGAGAAGAUUGCAGAGCAACUGAAGAAAACAAAAGUUUCAGUAAGGGCAUUAUUUGUAACAGAUAGCAGUGGCAAAAGGCAACGGCCUACGAAAUCUGCAAAUGAAGCCAAAUCUAAGGCCACUGCUGAGCCAGAAAUUUCUGUUACAAGACUUGACAUCCGCGUUGGCCUUAUUACAAGCGCUAAGAAGCAUCCUGAUGCUGAUUCGCUCUAUGUGGAAGAGAUUGAUGUGGGUGAAGGACAGCCCCGAACCGUUGUUAGUGGACUCGUCAAGUAUAUACCUCUUGAAGAAAUGCAGCAAAGGAAGGUGUGCGUUCUUUGCAACCUGAAGCCAGCAACCAUGCGGGGUAUAAAGUCACAAGCAAUGGUUCUUGCUGCUUCCAGCAGUGAUCAUACCAAGGUUGAAUUAGUUGAGCCACCUCAAUCUGCUCGUGUUGGAGAAAGAGUCACAUUUCCUGGGAUCGAUGGUGAGCCUGAUGAUGUCUUAAACCCUAAAAAGAAGGUCUGGGAAACAGUGCAAGUUGAUCUGAACACUAACUCGGAACUAGUUGCCUGCUACAAAGAUGUUCCAUUCACCACAUCAGCUGGUAUUUGCAGGGUUUCAUCCAUUUCCAGUGGGUCAAUCAGGUAGAGUUAGAGAAAUCUCUUUGUUGCAUUAUUUAAAACAAAGAAAAAUACCCUAGAUUUUGCUUGUAAUUUCUCCUUUUUUUUUUUUUUUUUACCAUUUGUGUUUCGAUAAGUGUAUUGAGUAACUUUUCUUCAUCAUGUUAUAAAAAAACUAGUCCCAAGAAAAUUUGGAAAAGGGAAUCUAAGCAAUUUGAUCCUC